AUGGAGAGGCGGAGGGAGGAGAUGGAGAGGCGGAGGGACGAGAUGGAGAGGCGGAGGGAGGAGAUGGAGAGGCGGAGGGACGAGAUGGAGGGGCGGAGGGAGGAGAUGGAGAGGUGGAGGGAUUGUACAUCUAUUCCAGGCAUCCAGUCACCGGACCAGAUGGCCCUCCUAGCAGAACACGAUCACAAUUACCCCGUCAUAGUUGAAGGUCCAUUUCCUUUAUGGCUGAAGAAGAUAUGUGUGAAUUAUUACGUCUUGCGUGCUGAGCCUAACGCCAAUAAACUGAAGAAAACAUUGGACCCUGAGAGGAGUUUAUAUUACCCCAUUCACUUGGACCUGGAUCUGGAGCGAGAUCUCGGUGACGAUUACACCUUCGAUGUGGAUGAAGUGGAGGAAGGCUCAGUCUACGGUAUGUGCAUGGCGGGAGAUGAAAAGUUGCUGACCAGCUGGAUUCAGGGGCUGCAAGAGACGAAUCCCAUCCUCGGGGAGGUGCCCGUCCUUUUCCGGCUGACCACCGGCCCGCAGCAGGAGCGUCUGCCAGUGAAACAAAAGGACAGUUCAUCCGUGGAGAGCGAUGAGGACAGCACGCAGGAGGAGAGGCUCAGAAUGGAGCAGUAAGACAUCUCUA
Molecule: messenger RNA, 628 nt
Organism: Nanorana parkeri
Lineage: Eukaryota; Metazoa; Chordata; Amphibia; Anura; Dicroglossidae
Gene: ECSIT
Product: ECSIT signalling integrator
Exons: 4
Coding region: 1-618 (205 amino acids)
Cellular component (GO): mitochondrion
Source: RefSeq, a predicted model, not a curated record